CCUGACGUGUCGGGGAGGAGCCGGGCGCGGAGGUGCGCGGAGUGGAGCUCAGGGCUGCGGAGGGAAGCGGAGCUGAGCGGCUGGGCGGGCCUGGCCAGGCCAGCGGAGCUGAGGCGUCGGUCAGCCGGCGGCGAACAUGCGCUUUUGACACAUUGGAGGCUUUCUUGAUCAUGGAUGGUGAAGAUAUACCAGAUUUUUCAAGUUUAAAGGAGGAAACUGCUUAUUGGAAGGAACUUUCCUUGAAGUAUAAGCAAAGCUUCCAGGAAGCUCGGGAUGAGCUAGUUGAAUUCCAGGAAGGAAGCAGAGAAUUAGAAGCAGAGUUGGAGGCACAAUUAGUACAGGCUGAACAAAGAAAUAGAGACUUGCAAGCUGAUAACCAAAGACUGAAAUAUGAAGUGGAGGCGCUAAAGGAGAAACUGGAACAUCAGUACGCACAGAGCUACAAGCAGGUUUCCGUAUUAGAAGAUGAUUUAAGUCAGACUCGGGCCAUUAAGGAGCAGUUGCACAAGUACGUGAGGGAGCUGGAGCAGGCCAAUGAUGACCUGGAGCGAGCAAAAAGGGCAACAAUAGUUUCACUGGAAGACUUUGAACAAAGGCUAAAUCAGGCCAUAGAACGGAAUGCAUUUUUAGAAAGUGAACUUGAUGAAAAGGAAUCUUUGUUGGUCUCUGUACAGCGGUUAAAGGAUGAAGCAAGAGAUUUGAGGCAAGAACUAGCAGUCCGAGAAAGACAACAGGAAGUGACCAGAAAGUCGGCUCCUAGUUCUCCAACUCUAGACUGUGAAAAGAUGGAUUCUGCUGUACAAGCAUCACUUUCCUUGCCAGCUACACCUGUUGGCAAAGGGACAGAAAACAGUUUUCCUUCCCCAAAAGCUAUACCAAAUGGUUUUGGUACCAGUCCACUAACUCCUUCGGCCAGGAUAUCAGCGCUAAACAUUGUGGGGGAUCUCUUACGGAAAGUAGGGGCAGUAAAUGGCUUUGACCCAGCUCCUCCUCCUCCUGGCCUGGGCUCCUCGCGCCCGUCGUCAGCACCCGGUAUGCUGCCGCUCAGUGUGUGAGUGCCCGGCCUCCGGGGGGCUCCUGCCCUCCUCCAACAACCCAGGACACCCACGCCUCACCCCUCGGUGCCUGGGCCCAGCCCUGUGCCCUCCAUCUGCCUCCCCACACGGCUGGCAGAGGGCAGGCUGCAUGCAGUGGCGGCUGCUGGGCCCUGCCCAGCCCCAGGACUCUGCGCGAUAUCAAUACUGGCUAUUUUCUCUUCUCGCCGUAGUGCCGUUGGUUUCACAUGAUUGCACUUUUGUGGGUCACGAGGUGAUACAUACUUGUAUUACUUGGUCACUGGAUGCAGAAGUACCCAUUUGUCAUCCCUGCCUCAUAGCCCCCGCCCUGCUGUACUGAUAGGAUUUAGUUGUGUUUAGGACAUUGCGAAUCUUCUACAAGUUCUCCCCCAAUCAGGUUGACACAUACCCUCCUCCUGAGCCCCCCGAGCCCCCUGGGCGCCCUCAGUGCUCACGAUCAUGUGUUUCCCGGCCCUACCCCCAGUCUGGGCCCGUUCUGCCAGGAGUCAGGAAGGUCGCUGAGUUAGGGAAUAUUGUCUGUUCCUCCUCGUUUUACGUAGCAGUUACCAUUCCAUAGACUGCCUCCCAGAGCAGCGAAACGCCCUGCUGAGCCCCCUGGCAGGAGCCUCGUGCCUGGGCACGCACGGGCUGAGCCUCGGCCAUCUCCUCCUCCAUGUGCCUCAGACUCGGGGGAGGGGUGACGGCGUCCGUGCCAGUGUCCUGUGCAUCCUUUGAUUACUCUCAUGCUGCAUUUACUGUUUACAUUUGUUUUAUUGUACAUAGGUUUGUAAACAUUAUUGCCUAAGAUAUUUGUAUAUAACUUGGGCUUUGUAGCUUUUAUUUAUUCAGAACUCAUAUGGCAUGUUAAUGGCUCCCGAUGGUGUCCUACUCUGGGCAGCUGUAUAGGAUCAUCAUGUGGUUAAAAAACCAGUUCCCUCAAAAAAAAUCUUUUAAUGUGGAAACAAUAAAUUUCAC
Messenger RNA from Oryctolagus cuniculus (rabbit), 2030 nucleotides. RefSeq names its product nudE neurodevelopment protein 1 like 1 (gene NDEL1). Gene Ontology annotation, biological process: centrosome localization; chromosome segregation; regulation of neuron projection development. The record is from RefSeq and is marked provisional. Gene Ontology annotation, molecular function: microtubule binding. Gene Ontology annotation, cellular component: centrosome; kinetochore; kinesin complex. Lineage: Eukaryota; Metazoa; Chordata; Mammalia; Lagomorpha; Leporidae.